GACCUAUCUGGCAAUAAUUUAUGGACUCCCCAUGACUUCCGAGAUGGAAUUAUGUUGGGAGUUGGGAAGCGGGGAGUUGGGAAGCGGACAGAAACUGAGAUACACUCCUUCAUAAACUUGAUCCCAAGAAGAAACUUGUAUAAGAGGCGAUGGCAGGGAGGGGUAAAAACAGCAAAGGAGAAGACCCUUCUUUGUCGUCGUCUUCCCCGAAAUGCAGUAGCAGGGUAGAAAGAUUAGUUAGGGAGAGACAGAUGAGACCCAAAACAGGAAGGGGUGGCAAUAAGCACAGGCUACUGGUUGUGGCAAAUAGGCUGCCUGUAUCUGCAACAAGGACUGGUACUCAUUCAUGGUCUCUGGAAUUGAACGCAGGGGGCCUCGUCAGUGCCCUUCUUGGUGUCAAGCAGAUUGAGACCAGGUGGAUUGGAUGGGCUGGUGUCAAUGUGCCUGAUCAACCUGGCCAAAUUGCUCUUGCCAAAGCUUUAGCUGAGAAGCGGUGCAUACCAGUGUUUUUGGACGAGGAGAUAGUUCAUCAAUAUUAUAAUGGAUAUUGCAACAAUGUUCUUUGGCCUCUUCUGCACUACCUUGGGCUUCCUCAAGAGGAUCGACUUGCAGCUACUCGUAAUUUGCAGUCUCAAUUUGAAGCCUAUAAGACAGCCAAUCAAAUGUUUGCUGAUGUGGUUCAUUCACAUUACAAAGAGGGAGAUGUGGUUUGGUGUCAUGACUAUCAUCUUAUGUUCCUUCCAAAGUUUUUGAAGGAAUAUGACAGCCAUAUGAAGGUUGGAUGGUUCUUGCACACUCCAUUUCCUUCAUCAGAGAUUUACAGGACGCUGCCAUCACGUGAUGAACUACUAAAAGCAGUCCUAGGAGCUGAUUUGGUUGGUUUUCAUACAUAUGACUAUGCAAGGCAUUUUGUAAGUGCAUGCACACGAAUCCUUGGAUUGGAGGGGACUCCAGAAGGAGUAGAGUACCAGGGGAAGUUGAUUCGAGUUGCAGCGUUUCCUAUAGGUAUUGAUUCAGAAAGGUUCAUAAAAGCGCUUGAGUUGUCAGAAGUCAAGAAGGACAUCAGAGAGUUAAAAGAAAGAUUUGCUGGUCGAAAGGUCAUGCUAGGUGUUGAUCGUUUAGAUAUGAUCAAAGGCAUUCCUCAAAAACUUUUAGCAUUUGAAAAGUUCCUUGAAGAGAACCCAACUUGGCGAGAUAAAGUGAUUUUGGUGCAGAUAGCUGUGCCAACGAGGACAGAUGUUCAUGAUUAUCAAAAGCUUACGAGCCAAGUUCAUGAGAUUGUGGGACGUAUAAAUGGACGAUUUGGUAGCUUGGUGGCUGUUCCUAUACACCAUUUGGACCGAUCACUUGAUUUUCAUGCUCUUUGUGCGCUUUAUGCUAUUACAGAUGUGGCACUUGUAACAUCUUUGCGCGAUGGGAUGAAUCUCGUGAGCUAUGAAUUUAUAGCAUGUCAAAAUUCUAAGAAAGGCGUGCUAAUCCUAAGUGAGUUUGCAGGAGCGGCUCAGUCUCUCGGAGCUGGAGCCAUACUUGUUAAUCCUUGGAAUAUCACCGAGGUGGCACUUGCCAUUGGCAUUGCCUUGAAUAUGUCAGCAGAGGAACGCGAGGAGAGGCACUGCCAUAACUUUGACCAUGUUACUACUCACACUGCCCAGGUCUGGGCAGAGACAUUUGUCAGUGAAUUGAAUGAUACAAUUGUUGAGGCUCAACUAAGGAUGCGUCAUAUUCCACCUCAACUUCCAGUUGAAAAUGCUGUUGAAAAGUACGGGCUGUCAAAUAAUCGUCUACUUAUAUUGGGUCUCAAUGCAACUUUGACCAUACAAGGAGAUGGACCUGGUAGAAGAGGUCAUGACCAAAUAAAAGAAAUGAAGCUUCGCUUGCAUCCUGAUUUGGGGGUAACUCUUUCGCUUCUGUGCAAGGACCCCAAAACAACAAUUGUUGUGAUAAGUGGAAGUGAGAGGAGUGUGUUAGAUGAGAAUUUUGGAGAAUUCGACAUGUGGCUGGCAGCAGAAAAUGGCAUGUUUUUGCGACCUACAAAGGGAGACUGGAUGACCACAAUGCCAGAAUAUCUUAAUAUGGAUUGGAUGGAAAGUGUGAAGCUUGUUUUUGAUUACUUCAAGGAAAGGACUCCUCGAUCAUAUGUUGAAGUUCGAGAAACUUCUUUGGUUUGGAACUAUAAGUAUGCUGAUGUUGAAUUCGGUAGAGUACAAGCACGCCAUAUGCUACAACAUUUAUGGACUGGUCCUAUAUCAAAUGCUGCUGUUGAUGUUGUUCAAGGUAGUAGGUCUGUUGAGGUUCGUCCUGUUGGUGUCUCAAAGGGAGCAGCAAUUGAUCGUAUUUUGGGAGCAAUUGUGCAUCGGCAAUGUAUGGAUACUCCAAUAGAUUAUGUCCUAUGCAUCGGUCAUUUUUUAAGCAAGGAUAAGGAGAUAUACAAUUUUUUUGAGCCAGAACUCCCAUUUGACAAAGAAGGGAAUGGGGCGAUUCAGGAAGAAAGAAGUCAGCCAUCCAAAAUAGACGCUAACUCUAGAUUAGAAGAUACAAAUCAAAUUGAAACUGGAAAUGGAGCUCUUGGUUGGCAAGAUGGAUCAUCUGUAUUGGAUUUGAAAGGGGAGAAUUAUUUUUCAUGUGCAGUUGGACGCAAACGAUCAAAUGCACGAUACUCUCUUACAUCCUCAGAGGAAGUUGUUGCUUUCUUAAAAGCUCUUGUUAGAAAGAAUCAUUCACAGCCUACUGAGACUCUUGCAAAUGGUGUGCAUAAUCUUUAUCCAUUCUAGUUUUUUUUUUAUCAAUAUAUAUAAAGUGAGAGGUAGUUAGCACAAUAACAUAUAACUGCGGCAGAGUUUUUUGAAUGUUUCUACUAUGCUCAACUCAAAUUUUGUGGUGGCUAUGGUUGUAUUUAGUUAUUUGUUGAUUACUAACCAUAAUUUUAAGAUUUUAGUAUGUUCAUUAAAUAAAAUUAGAAGUGCAUAUACCAUCCAUGCAUGAUGUUA
Molecule: messenger RNA, 2987 nt
Organism: Cryptomeria japonica (Japanese cedar)
Lineage: Eukaryota; Viridiplantae; Streptophyta; Pinopsida; Cupressales; Cupressaceae
Product: alpha,alpha-trehalose-phosphate synthase [UDP-forming] 1
Exons: 16
Coding region: 150-2771 (873 amino acids)
Biological process (GO): trehalose biosynthetic process
Cellular component (GO): cytosol
Molecular function (GO): alpha,alpha-trehalose-phosphate synthase (UDP-forming) activity
Source: RefSeq, a predicted model, not a curated record